This is a messenger RNA of Phytophthora nicotianae INRA-310, 731 nucleotides long. RefSeq lists its product as hypothetical. The transcript has 2 exons. The record is from RefSeq and is a predicted model, not a curated record. The coding region runs from base 534 to 731 and encodes 65 amino acids. NCBI's taxonomy places the organism in Eukaryota, Oomycota, Peronosporomycetes, Peronosporales, Peronosporaceae.
UUCGCUGGUUGCCUCUUUAGAGAUACGGAGCCCAAACAGCCAUCUCGCCACCAGCUGUUUAUUGCCACGAGUGAAGAAAGAGAUCCAAAAGCUUUUGCCCAAAGUUUGGGACCGCGUGGCAUUGCACUCGCUGCUUGUUCACUUCGAGCAGAGCAGCAGCUAUAAUACCUGUGCGACCACAGCCACCGCUUUCGGAGCCACUAAGUACCACCAGGCAGCAGAAUAGUAAUCUGCUGGCGCUUCCGUUGAUAUCCCAACAGAACGACUGGUUGCGGUGGCUGGAUGUCUCUGCUUGGUAUUAACAGUUAAUAAUUACUUGAUACUAUCAAGGCGAGAUUUGGUGAGUGUAUCGACAACUGGGCGUACUUGCAUGCCCUAGCGCAUCUUGGUCACAUCCGGCAUGUGGUGUCACUUGCGGCAUGUCGGUGAUGUCAAAGGAAGCAGCCUACCCAUUUCUUGGACUACAGCGAUUAAGGCCAAGGAGUCCUUGGUAAGGACAACGCUUUGAUGAGAAGCACGACGAUGGCAAAGCAAUGCCGACGUUUAGUGUCUCUAUUGUCGAUCCGGAUACCAAGAAGCUAUUGGACGAGCUGCAGGUCGGAGAGGUGUGGGUACAGGGCCCGUCAGUGGCUAUUGGAUACUGGAGGCGACCCGAGUAUACCGAGGAGAUGUUCCGUGCUCAGUUAGCAGGCGAAAACUCGCUCCUUCGAACGGUUAGUGAUCAGCAAUAA